AUGCAGCGGAUAGCUCAGAUAUAUAAUGGAUACGUCAUGGUCAUCGGUAUGACCUCCUACUUAAACGUCGGCGGAAAAUUCAAGCAAACAAGGAUAACCCAGGCGUAUGCCCUGGUAAUCAACGCCGUCACAUUGACCCUGCUGCCGGGGGCUCUAUGGGAAUCGGCACGGACUAUGACCAUGGUUGACUGGGUGCCUUCGUUUGUGUGGACAAUUCCUUACGUUGUGCAUUCGAUAAGCUAUGCUGUGAUUGCCUACACUUUGAUUUCAAGAUGCUAUCGAGACGCCAUGCUGUUGGAUCUGGAACUGGUUAUAAAGCAACUGAAUCGUGAGAUGUUGCGUACGGGAAAGCAGAUGAACUCGAAGUUGCAAAGAUUAUUUCUACUGAAAACAUUUACUUUAACGUAUUUGUGUUUCGCCUACAUGAUGAGCAUAUUUGUCUGGCGAUGGGGACAUUCCUGGGCGUAUAUAAUGAAGGCAUUACUGAUAAAUAUGUCCUUUAACAUACUCAUUGCCAGCACAUAUUUCUACUUUGUGUCCCUCUGGCAAAUAGCGCGGGGCUACGACUUUGUGAACCAGCAACUUCAGGAGAUUACAUCAGCUAAUUGGAAUGAUUUCAAAGAGCAAGCUGAGGAACUUCGGAGUCUUUGGGCUUUGCAUGCGAAUCUCAGCAGGACGGCCGAACGUAUAAACAGGCAUUACGGACCACAGAUGCUCGCCUCACGUUUCGAUCACUUUAUUUUCUCGAUUAUCAACGGAUACUUGGGCACGGUCAACGCACGAUACGAUGAUUGUUCGUCCGUUGAGAACGUUUUCGGUUUCUUUCUCUAUUGUAUACGAAGCCUGGACUUCUUUCUCAACGACUACAUUUGCGAUUUGAUGACUCAAUACCAGAGCGAGGUUAAGACCUACAUUACCGAGGGCCAGAUGUCUAAGGAGCUCAGUUCUUAUGUGAUUUAUGAACAUAGCAUGAGGCUUAACUUGCUGGUUUGCGGACUGUAUCCGGCCAAUAGGAAUAAAUGGAUGCACAUGAUAGCAUCUAUCAUCAUUCAUUCUAGCCUGUUGUUGCAAUUUCAUCUAAUUAUGACCAAGAAAUAG
Messenger RNA from Drosophila serrata, 1098 nucleotides. Its product is annotated as putative gustatory receptor 59b. The record is from RefSeq and is a predicted model, not a curated record. NCBI's taxonomy places the organism in Eukaryota, Metazoa, Arthropoda, Insecta, Diptera, Drosophilidae. Gene Ontology annotation, cellular component: membrane. Gene Ontology annotation, biological process: sensory perception of taste.